UGUCCAAAACGUUGUUGUUGGUGAAGUGAGAGUGAGUUGGUUUUUCAUGCACCUCCUCUCCCACACUCUUUUCUCAUUCAUCAUUUUCAUUUCAUAUCGACUUCAUUCCCCCUAAUCCCUAUAUUUAAGGAAAUUUUCAUAUAAAGAAGCCUAAAAAGAUACAAUCUUUUCCACUUUCUCUCUCCUCAAAUCACUUGAGAAAUGGCAAGCCGAAGGGUUUCAUCUUUGUUAUCUCGCUCACUUUCACCUUAUCUCACCUCUUCUCCUGUAGGAAGGAGCUCCUGUAUCAGGAGAGGACUUCCAAAAUACAGCACUGCUGCUGCCAUUGAUGAACCAAUUACCCCACCAGUGGAUAUAAAUUAUACAAAGCUUCUUAUUAAUGGCAAAUUUGUAGAUGCAGCAUCAGGAAAAACUUUUCACACAGUGGACCCUCGGAAUGGGAAAGUGAUUGCUGAUGUUGCUGAAGGAGAUGCCGAAGAUGUGAACAGAGCAGUAUCUGCUGCUCGGAAAGCAUUCGAUGAAGGACCAUGGCCAAAGAUGACAGCUUAUGAAAGAUCAAAAAUCCUUUUGAAGUUUGCUGAUCUUAUUGAAAAGCAUAAUGAUGCAAUUGCUGCUUUAGAAACAUGGGAUAAUGGAAAGCCUUAUGAGCAAGCUGCCAAUAUUGAAAUACCUAUGGUUGCACGCCUUUUCCGGUACUAUGCUGGUUGGGCAGAUAAGAUACACGGUCUCACUGUUCCUGCUGAUGGACCGUAUCAUGUACAGACUCUGCAUGAACCAAUUGGUGUAGCAGGGCAGAUUAUUCCAUGGAACUUUCCCCUUUUAAUGUUCUCUUGGAAGGUUGGACCUGCCUUAGCUUGUGGUAAUACAGUUGUUAUAAAGACAGCAGAACAGACUCCUUUGUCAGCACUUUAUGUUGCUAACUUAUUUCAUGAGGCUGGACUCCCUCCAGGCGUGCUAAAUGUGAUUUCGGGUUAUGGACCAACUGCUGGUGCAGCCCUCUGCUCUCACAUGAAUGUGGACAAGCUUGCUUUUACUGGAUCAACUAGCACAGGAAAAUUAGUUCUUGAAUUAGCCGCAAAGAGCAAUCUCAAGCCUGUUACUUUGGAGCUUGGUGGGAAGUCCCCAUUCAUAAUAUGUGAAGACGCAGAUAUAGACCUAGCAGUGGAGACUGCUCAUUUUGCUUUAUUUUUUAAUCAGGGACAAUGUUGUUGUGCUGGGUCUCGUACUUUUGUCCAUGAAAGUAUAUAUGAUGAGUUUGUUGCCAAAGCUAAGGCACGAGCUGCAAGCCGAUCUGUUGGAGAUCCAUUUAAGCAAGGCAUUGAACAAGGUCCUCAGAUUGAUCCAGAGCAGUUUAAUAAGAUAUUGAGGUACAUAAGAUCUGGGGUCGAUAGUGGAGCUACCCUGGAAACAGGGGGGGACAAAUUAGGAUCAAAGGGCUACUACAUAAAGCCCACAGUUUUCUCGGAUGUAACGGAUGACAUGUUGAUAGCACAAGAUGAAAUUUUCGGUCCAGUGCAAACCAUCUUGAAGUUCAAGAGCAUAGAGGAGGUGAUACGCCGAGCAAAUGCAUCUGAGUAUGGACUGGCAGCUGGAGUUUUCACUCAGAACCUCGACACUGCUAACACUAUAUCACGCGCUCUAAGAGCUGGUACAGUGUGGAUAAACUGUUACGACAUCUUUGAUGCUGGAAUCCCUUUUGGUGGGUACAAAAUGAGCGGCAUUGGUAGAGAGAAGGGAAUUUACAGCUUGCAAAACUACUUGCAAGUGAAGGCCGUUGUCACUGCCUUGAAGAAUCCAGCUUGGCUAUAGAGUAAAAACUAUUUUCUUUCCUAAAAUAAAAGGCGGCUAAGCUCAAUCUUUAUAUCAUUUUAUGCUUUAUCAUCAAACAUUGGUGGUGAAUGAUGAUGAUGAUAAAAGAUCCUUAUCUGAUAUACGGAGUACUUCGUAUAUUGCAAUUAGCAGUUAGAUCUUAAUGAUGUCGAUAAAUUUGGUUUAUAUUGUUAGCAACGCUUGAUUUUGAAUGCUGGUAUGUUUGUGAAUUAAAAAUCUCUGUUUUGUAAAA
Messenger RNA from Chenopodium quinoa (quinoa), 2062 nucleotides. Its product is annotated as aldehyde dehydrogenase family 2 member B7, mitochondrial-like. Lineage: Eukaryota; Viridiplantae; Streptophyta; Magnoliopsida; Caryophyllales; Amaranthaceae. The record is from RefSeq and is a predicted model, not a curated record. Bases 202 to 1809 code for a protein of 535 amino acids. Gene Ontology annotation, molecular function: aldehyde dehydrogenase (NAD+) activity. The transcript is spliced from 11 exons.